Spinacia oleracea (spinach) is the source of this 810-nucleotide messenger RNA. RefSeq lists its product as uncharacterized. The coding region runs from base 1 to 606 and encodes 201 amino acids. The record is from RefSeq and is a predicted model, not a curated record. NCBI's taxonomy places the organism in Eukaryota, Viridiplantae, Streptophyta, Magnoliopsida, Caryophyllales, Amaranthaceae. The transcript has 5 exons.
AUGCAAAGAAAAUGUACCUGCAAACAAAAAGAGAAGAAAGGAGUGUUUAGCGAAUUGACAUUUUUCAAAUCAGUUUACGCCAAAGAAGAUGGAAGCUUUAAAGAGGGCACACUUCCUCAUCAAUUUGUGGAGGAUGCCAACAAAAAGGUCCAAGAAAAUCUUGCGAGUUCCUCUUCUUCAAAGCCCGUAAUUGAAAUUGAGAAUGCAGUCUUUAAUGAGCUCAUGUAUAAAGGUGAAGUACCUAAACGUCCUCUGAAUUAUGGAUUUGGAGUGAAGCAAAGCGACAUCUUUGGAGUGGAAGGUUUGCUGAGGAAAGAAGGGUCAAGCUAUGUUAACAACAAUGCUAUGGAAGUGGAGAACAUGAAAGGUGAAAUAUCAGUUGUCAAGAAGCAAAAUGAGGACCUUGCGCAACAAAAUCAAGUUCUAAACACCAAGUUUGAAGAAACAACACAAUCAUUUAAAAUGAUUGCUUCUUUUUUGGGACAAGUUUUGAAGGAAGUACGCAAAGGGAAUGUUUCAUCGAACCUUUUAGAUGGUGCGGAAUCAGCAAUAAAUAUGAUUACUGAUGAUUCUGGUGGCAAUGGUGACAACCAGGCCGAGAAAUGAGACUUUGACACUAUUGCCAAAUGCAAGAUUAUUGAUGAUUCAAGUGGUAAUAGUAAAUGUAGAUCAAGAGAUGAACAAGUUAUCUUGAAGCUAAGCUAGCAUAACGAUAUGUUUACUUGUUCGUAGUCAGGAAGUUGUUUUUAUUUAGUUUUGGACUAUCUUGUAGAAAAAAUGAUAAUGCUAGUUAGAAAGUUAUUUUUGUUU